UUUAUAUGAAUGAUAUUAAUUAUAAAUUUAUGCAAAAUAUAUUAAAAAAAAAAAAAAAUAUCUCGCAGGAACGACAUUAAUAAUAAUUUUUUUUAUAUUUCAUAACUCUGUUUAUAACAGUAGUUCUUUUAGGUCACGUUAAAUUAUACGGUGUAAUGAUAAAGAAAAGUAGUAAAAGUUGUGUGGGGAGUCACUUUGAUAGUAUAGAAAAUAUGUUACAUACUAUCUAUGAGUAAAUUGCAAGAUGCAGUGUAAAUACUCACGCGGCACCAUAUGAAAGAUCGUUUACGGGGAUAAUAGGUACGUUUCGCUUCACAAUUCGCUUCGUGCAGUCGAGAAUAGUCUAUCAAAGGACGCGCAACUUUCGCGGAAGAUUUAUUUUCAAAUACAAUUUAAACGCGCGAAAAUUAAAGAAACGCCAAUCAAUAGAUGUUUACGAUGGAAUUAAAAGAAACGUUAAUCCUUAUUUACGACGUUCUAUUAUUCUUGAUAAUGUCAAUAUUCUAUAUAUUCGAAACAAUAAUAUUUACAAUCGUUCCACAACGUUAUCGUGAAAAAUCUAUCAAAGGGAAAAUAGCUUUAAUUACUGGAGGUGCCACUGGAAUUGGUAAAUUGAUUGCCCAGAAAUUAUCUUAUUUAGGUGCUAACGUUAUCAUCUGGGAUAUAAAUAAAUCAGCACUCGAAGAUACGGUAAAUGAAAUAAGAAGACACGGUGGAAAAUGUUGGGGAUAUUAUUGCGAUAUUUCUGAUCGAGAAGAAAUAUUUAAAAUUGCGAAAUCCAUUAAAAUUGAGAUUGGUAAUAUAUCAUUAUUGAUAAACAAUGCUGGUUAUGUAUAUGGUAAAACUCUUUUGGAUAUACCAGAUGAAGAAAUAGAACGUACAUUUAAAAUAAAUAUAUUGGCGCAUUAUUGGAUGAUUAAAGCAUUUUUAAAAGAUAUGAUGAAAGAAAAUUAUGGACACAUUGUAACAAUAGCAAGUGUUGCUGGUUUACUUGGAACUUACAAUUGCACUGAUUAUUCAGCCACGAAAUUUGCUGCCAUUGGACUUCACGAAAGUCUUUUUUCAGAACUCAAAGCUCAUGGAUACGAAGGGAUUCAUAUGACACUCGUUUGUCCUUAUUUGAUUAAUACGAAAAUGUUUUAUGGUGUUAAACCUAGAUUGAUGAAAAUGCUCGAACCCGAGUACGUUGCCGAAGAAGUAAUAAAAGGAAUAUUAUUGAACAAAGUAAAUGUUACAUUACCUAACAUUGUCAGACUUCUUUUGCCACUUAAAUGCUUAUUACCUGCAAAAAUGUGUUGGGAUUUAAUGUAUCGUAUAAUACGUGGACCACAAUCAAUGAUGAUGUUUAAAGGACAAGAAAGUAUAGAGAUGCAUCAAAAAAAUAAUAAUGUUAUUGAAAAGACUGAAAAAUUACACCUACAGUAAUUAUAUUCAAAAAUAUACUGCAUAAUUUUGUAAGUAAAUUCAUGAUAUAUUAAUUGAUAAUACUUCAUUUCACAAUCGAAAUAAAAUCUUGAUUAGUCAUAAGAAUACUAUACAUAUGUAUGAAAUAUAUUAUAAAAUGUUAGUAUUCUUAGAGGAUAUUUGUUAUAAUAUUGUUAAUUAAUUAUUGGCCAUUAGAUACGUAUAUCAAUCGACGGAUUAUGAAAAUCCAAUCGGUUAUAUGAUACUUCAUUAGAAAAUUCUUAUAACAAGUCAUAAAAAUAAUUCAAUCCUUGACCAAGCUCCCAAAUAGCAAUACCUGUACCUAAUUCUGCUGCAAGAUCAAAUCGAUGUAUAAUGGAGUACAGAGUAGGAUAAAAAAUAUAUCCACUGCCUAAAGAAGAUCUGAAAUAUAAUAUGAUAUUUAAUAACAGAUGAAGUAUUCACGAAAAUUAUAAGUUGAGAAAAAGUUGAUCAAAUCAAAAAUCUUACUUUGCUUCAAAGAAAUGUUCUUUACUUCUAUCAUCCCACUGAAUCUUGCUUUUGAAUGAUUCAAGACUUUUUAAGUAUUGUGAACCUAAAAUAGGUCCACCACCUUCUGGUGUAUAAUUGUAUCCAUAAAAAUUGAUACCUAGCAAGAUUUGAGUUCGUCUAGGAUCAUUUUGAUCUGGAAUUAAUAGUUCUACACAUUGUCUUGCCCAAGAAAGUGGACUAUUAGGACCAGGACGUUGAAUGCUUGAGUAAUCGUAUGUCAUCAAAGAGAAAGCUUUAACAUGGGGUGCCAAUUCAUUGAAUUGGUCUCUUGAAAAUAAUUGUGCUUUUGUACUAAAAAAUCAAAAUAAGUCUAAUCAUUUAAGAGAUUAUCAAAAAAAAAAAAAAUAAUAAUAAUGUAAGUAAUAUGAGACUUACCCUCUUGAUGGUGGAACUGCUAAUAUUAUGUCAAGAUGAUUGUUUUUUAAUUUUUGAGCAAUUGUUUUAACCACAGACAAAAUAAUUUGCACAUUGAUACCCGUAAAUAUAAACUGAUUCCAUAUUUCUAAGACAUAACCAUCAAAACGGAAUGUCUAUAACAAAAUAUUUUAACAUUCAGAUAUAUAUUUAUAUUUUUAUAAUAGAAUUUGUAUGUUGUGUCAUUUUCUCUUUUUUUAUAACAAUAAAAUCAUUACCUUUGCUGUAUCAGAUAGUAUCGUAAUGAGUUGUUGUUGCUUUUGUAUAUUAUUUUCUAAUUCGACGAUAUCAUUGGUUGACCAAUGUUCGAAUAAUACCCUUGGCAAAACUGAAAUAUGUUCAAACUAAAGUAAAAGAAUAUUUUAAUGAUUUUUUAUACAAUUAUUAAGUGGUAUAUAAUAACCACUAUUAUUUUCUAAUUCGACAUACUUUUUACAUUAUGAUUUUCACUGUUCAUAGAUCUCAUAUCCUUCAACCAUUUUUUUUGAACAUCAUGUGUUGGUAAUUGAAAUGUUGACAUAUUACUAGGUAAUAUGGAUAACCACACUGGUGAUACCAUUGUGAAUUUCCCAUGAAAAGUUUUUGAUAUCUCAUAUCCAUUACUGUUCCACUAAAAUUAUAUCAUAGAAUAUAAGCUAAUUAUAAUAAUAAUUUAGCUCUAAUGAUUGUACUUACAGGAGUAAUAUAUCCUAAAAUUUCUCCAGAAAAUCUUCUACGCUUAGUAUCUAUAUAAUAUGUUCCAGAUUCCCUAAUAAUCUCGGUUGUUUUAAUAUCUUUAGUUACUAAACUCCUUUGAAAAACGUCUUUGUUGACAGGGCCUUUCUAAAAUUAUAAUUAAAUCAAUCUUUAAGGCAUGUUGUAUAU
Vespa velutina is the source of this 3234-nucleotide messenger RNA. RefSeq names its product estradiol 17-beta-dehydrogenase 11-like. The coding region runs from base 430 to 1425 and encodes 331 amino acids. The record is from RefSeq and is a predicted model, not a curated record. Gene Ontology annotation, molecular function: oxidoreductase activity, acting on the CH-OH group of donors, NAD or NADP as acceptor. The transcript has 8 exons. NCBI's taxonomy places the organism in Eukaryota, Metazoa, Arthropoda, Insecta, Hymenoptera, Vespidae. Gene Ontology annotation, cellular component: lipid droplet.